AUGGAACGUCCCACAGAGGCGCGUCUGCGCACUCAUCGAACUAGGCACGUAGCUCUUAUUCCCAAAGCCGUCAAAGGUUCAGGCCUUACUGUAUACGUCGGCGACGAGAAGAAGCUCUUCACUGUGCACAAAGAUCUCAUCUGUACCUUCUCCGCGUUCUUCCGCAAAGCCUGCAUGCCUCCCUGGAAGGAGUCGGAAGGUGUGAUUCACUUCACCAUGACUUCGCCAGAUACAUUUGAGCUCUACGUGCAAUGGCUUUACACCAGCGACAGCGCAACACUCCAUGACAACAAACUCACGAACAUGGCUGAAUUUGAAAAUGCUUACGUACUGGGCGACAUAGUGAUGGACCCAUAUUUCAAGAACGUCGUCAUGGAAGCCUUAAUCAAAAGAGUCACCAAAGAAGCUAAAUAUACCCUUAGCCUCACUUCCAGAAUUUGGCGCAAUACGAUGCCGAAAUCGCCACUCAGGGCCUUCUACCUCGACUUCAUUGCCUACCGCAGCGGAACCGAGUGGCUCGAUAAGAAAGAGGGAGACGCAGUCAGGGCCCCGCUAGAGUUCUGGAUGGAUCUCUCGAAGCACAUGCUCAAGGUCAGAGCUAACGAUGCUCGCAACAACCGGGUCAGUGGUACAGAUAGUCUGUGGUGGCUGUCGCCAAGGCUUAGGGAGAAGUACUUCGAGUGGCCUGAGAAGUAA
Molecule: messenger RNA, 696 nt
Organism: Aplosporella prunicola CBS 121167
Lineage: Eukaryota; Fungi; Ascomycota; Dothideomycetes; Botryosphaeriales; Aplosporellaceae
Exons: 3
Coding region: 1-696 (231 amino acids)
Molecular function (GO): protein binding
Source: RefSeq, a predicted model, not a curated record